GAUGGCGUCACUGCGCAGCGCCCCGCCCUCGGAGGGCAGUGCUGGCGGAUGUUGUGGACUUGGUCCCAGGACCGGUGCUUGGGCCCUGGCGACCGGCUCAGGGCGGCCGUCGCCGAGGGUUACUGGCCUUCUCUGUCCGGUGGUGGGCCUGUCUGUUCUGCGGCUGAGGCACCUUUCGCCGAGGUGCCGCUCGCCUGGUGUCCCAAACCAUGAAUUAUGUGGGGCAGUUGGCUGAGCAGGUGUUCGUUACGGUGAAGGAGCUUUACAAAGGACUGAAUCCAGCUACCUUGACAGGAUGUAUUGAUGUCAUAGUGGUCAGACAGCCGGAUGGCUCAUUCCAUUGUUCACCCUUUCAUGUUCGUUUUGGCAAGCUUGGUGUAUUGCGAUCAAAAGAGAAAGUGGUUGAUAUUGAAAUCAAUGGAGAACCAGUUGAGCUGCAGAUGAAACUCGGUCACAAUGGAGAGGCUUUUUUCGUGGAAGAAACAGAGAAAAAUGAGGGCAUUGUUCCCACACACUUAACAACGUCUCCAAUUCCUGUUGAAGGAGCUUAUUUUACAAAAGAAGCAAAUUUGUCCGAGAAUCAGAAUUUGCCGAGUCCAUUCACUGGGCCAGAAAUUGAUAACACAGUAACUAACACUUCAGCCAAAAAGAAAAGACGUCGCAGGAGGAAGCACAAACCAGAGAAUUCAAAGAAAGAUGAGCAGGAGUCCUCUUCGGAUGAGCAAGAUGUACCCGAGAUGGAUGUUAAUUCAGAAGAACAACUACGAUGUGCAGCUGCAAGUGAAAUGUGCCAUUUCUUUUCUGAUUUACCUGAUGAAGAUUCAAACACAUUCCAUUCUCGAGAAAUCUAUCCAUAUUCAGAUGGUGAAUGGUCUUCUCUUGAGAGUCAUUCCUAUGACCGAAUUUCAUCACCAAAAAGUGACUCUGAAUUGGUUGUAAAGUCACACGAAGGAUCUUUUUUAGGAACAGAGUCUCGGAUGCAAUGGGCAUGGGGAGGUUUUCCACAGGUGAGUAAAAUGGAAAAGUCUGAACAACCAAGGGUGGCCACCAUUACGCCUUCCGAGCAUACACAUUUCCGAGUCAUCAUGGACAACGGUGCAGCAGAAGUAACUACUUCUGAUUCCUCUGAAAUCAACAAUACCAUAACUGUUUACAAGCCACAGCCUCGGACGCAAAGAAGUCCUUUGGUUGAAACGUCGGUGGAACAAACAAUUCCAUCCACUGCAGGGCCAACUUUUUUAGAAGACGACUCAUGGCCAUUGGAACAAACAGAAGCUGUGGCAGAGACUUCUGUGAUGAAUUCUACGGACCAAAGAUCACUUUCAGAAGCUGAAACGUGUACGUCAGAAGAGAAGGGUGAAGUCUUUCAGUCAACUUUGCAGUCAGAAACUGAAAGCCCACCUUUAGAAAGCAGUAACUGUCCAUUGCAGCAGGCAGUGUGCUCUGAUGGCACUGCAAAAACAGAUGAAAUGGAUAAAAAGAAAGGUGGAUCUAAAAGAAGCCAACAUCUGGGUCCUUGUGAUAUCUAUUUGGAUGACCUACAAAAGCUGGAUCCUAAUAUUGCAGCCUUGUAUUUCCCUAAGAGUGAGCAGGAUUCAGGUUCUAAACUGUUGAAUGAACCUGGUACACAUUCCGAGUCCCAAUCUCCACAAUCAGUAGGAAGUGCAGCUGCAGAUAGUGGCACGGAAUAUCUGUCCGAUUCGGCUAGUGAGCUACCUGAUGUAACUCUCUCUCUCUGUGGCGGUCUCAGUGAUAACAAUGAGAUAUCCCAAGGGAAAUUUGUCCAACAUAUGGUCACAUACCAGGAUUUGGUGGAAAAUCCUGGAAUCAUUGAUGAUCCAAACCUCGUUAUUGGUAUCAAUAAAAAGUAUUACAACUGGGCUGUGGCGGCUCCCAUGAUUCUCUGCAUUCAAGCCUUUCAGAAAAACUUACCCAAGGCUACUAUCGAUAAAUUGGUAAAAGAAAAGAUGCCAAAAAAGACUGGUGGCUGGUGGUUCUCCUGGCGCAGAAAAAAUGCUGCAGUGAAAGAGCCAGAAUCCACUAUCAAAAAGGGUGAAGAUCAAAGUCAAACAGGAGAAGCUAAACAAUCUGGCUUACUGGAAGGUUGCAGGCGUAAGGAAGAACUAACAUCUAGUGAUGAUGACUUCAGUACCAUUAAGGACCGUCCAAAGCCAAUUUCUAAAUGUCGAGAUUCACCUUGUCUGAGCAGUACAGCUACAUACAAAAAAUCCUUAAGAUUGUCCACUGAAAAACUGCGUAGCCUGAAUCUGAAAGAUGGUCCAAAUAAUGCUGUGUUCAGUGUGACAACUCAGUAUCAGGGAACCUGUCGAUGUGAAGGUACCAUUUAUCUCUGGAACUGGGAUGAUAAGGUUAUAAUAUCUGAUAUUGAUGGGACAAUAACAAAGUCUGAUGCUUUGGGUCAUAUUUUGCCACAACUGGGAAAGGACUGGACUCACCAGGGGAUUGCAAAACUGUACCAUAAGAUACACCAGAAUGGCUACAAAUUUCUUUACUGCUCUGCCCGUGCAAUAGGAAUGGCAGAUAUAACUAGAGGAUACUUGCACUGGGUUAAUGACAGAGGUACUGUACUUCCCAGAGGACCCCUGCUACUGGCUCCCAGUAGUUUAAUUUCAGCAUUACACAGAGAAGUAAUCGAGAAGAAACCAGAACUGUUCAAAAUUCACUGCCUGAAUGACAUCAGGAAUCUGUUUAAUCCACAUAGAUCUCCAUUUUAUGCUGCUUUUGGAAACAGGACGAAUGAUGCCUAUGCCUAUAAAGAAGUCAAUGUGCAAGAAAGCAGAAUUUUCAUUGUAAAUCCCAAAGGAGAGCUAAUUCAGGAACAAACCAAGAGCAACAAAUCAUCGUAUUCACGGUUGGGCGAAUUAGUAGAACAUGUAUUUCCACUAAUAGCACAAGAAAGGAGCUCAGCUUUUCUUUACCCUGAAUACAGUCAUUUUGCAUUUUGGCGUGAACCACUUUUUGAACUUGAUCCGGAUGAGCUCAAUGAAUUUAAAACCACUAAAGAAUAGUGAAAAGACUUUUUAAGAAUUCUGAGUAAUUUGUAGGCAUAUUAGUACCUUUGAUUAUAUAUAUUAGAGCACAUUGUGAUCUGUACCUUCUGAUUUGAAGUCCAAUGAUCUGUAAGUUGAUCUGCACUUAAAAUGCUAGUUAUAAGUAUUAAUCUAAGUGAAUUCAAGUGGAGUUUCAAUAGACACCAUUUGUGAUAAGGCUCACACUACUAUUUCUCCAUCUAGCACUUUGCACAUAGACAAUUUUAGGAAAACUGAGAUACAAUUGAAGCCAGCAAAAACUACUUGCUGGUGUCUGGGAUCAGGUUAUUGGUAAGUGGCAGUUGAUUAGAGAUGCUCAGUUGACUUUGGAAGGCAUUUUCCUUGUGGUAUAGCACUUUUAACUCUGGAGAAUAGUUUUACUACAUUCCUUAGAGGAUAGAGGUGGCAGCAAUCUCUUUUAUUUCUUUAUUAAUAAAACUUGCCUCAUCAAUAUAGUAGAAAGUAGAUGCAUUUCUCAAGUAAAAUGCUUGUUAAUGGAUAUCUUGAAUUCUUGGCCUCUACCUGUGCAAUAGAAACUCCCUUUGAGAAGCUGCACUCAAAGAGAAUGCAUUUGUGGGUGGGAGUGAGAGGGGUUCAGUGAAAUAAGAUAUCAGAAGGACAAGAAUACACAGAGGAGGGUCUUUGUCUUAUUACUUUGUUGAAUGGAACCAAAUGUGGAGGAAGGUGCAGCAAGUAACUGGAGGUUUUGUCAAAGAAGGAAUGGGGACAGGUAACUAGAGGCCUGGCCACGGAGAUUAAGCUAGUGAAUUAAGCACUUGGAAGUCAUGCAAUAGAGCUUUGAGGGGGAGAGUCAUGAUUGUUAAUCACAGACUGGAAUCUGAAGGUAUUUUCUGGUUGCUGAAGUGUGGCACAGAGUAAAAGGUAAGAAAGCAAACUAGCAUCUGAUGAAACUGCAAAACAGUUCAACAUAGAAGAAGCUUUACCCUGCUUAAAUUUUUAACUUCUAUGAGGUCUCACAAGAAUUUGACUGCUCUCAUGUAACUCUCAUCCAGGAGGAUGGAAUAAUUGCAGGAAAUUUAAAACUCCACAGUCCGAUGGUGGACUUUUUUUUAAGUAAACAAAAAAAUCCUUUCUUUAAGAACUGUGACAAGGACAGUGGAACCCUAACACGUUGCAUGAAAGCUACCUGAGGAGAAGGCAAAUGUUACAUUUACUGUUCCAGUUUUACUGGUGAAAUCUGAGAACUUUUGCCAAUAUUUUAGAAAAUUUCAUAUAAGUUUCUGAUCAUAUCAGCUUUAUAAGAGAGAGUUACCAUUUAUAACAAAUUCAAAUUCAACCAGCUAUUUUUUUGGUUUGUUUCUGUCUUUUUUUUUAUUAAGUAAAAUAGUGCUGUUUUGAUUUCCUCACUUCCAUGACAAGCUUGACCUACUCAAACGCAAGCUAUUUAUUAGACUGUCAAGUUCUUGGAGUUUUAAUCUUAAGUUAAAAUUGUUCGUUAAAGUGGAAGCACAAUCUUUACUGGUAUGUAUCCUAUACAUUCAAUUAUUAUAUAUCAUCUAAAGGAAAUUUCUUGUUCCGGGGUGCAUUGACAUGAGUCUUAAUUACAAUGCCUGAAAAUCACUUCUGAAACAAACUGUAAUAUGGCAUGGAAAAGGUAGCAGAAUCAGAAGCAAUGGUGAAAGUAAAUACAGUUGAGCAAAGUGAGCCAUUAAAACCUUUUGUGUAAGGAGUUUUUAGUAAUUUAGAUUAAAAUAUUUAAUGACUAAGCUAAUUACUAGGAAGUGUAAAGCCAGUUUGUAGUUUAAACUAACAAGCAUAUAUUGCUGAACCUCAGACUAGUGAAUUUAAAUCCUUAAAGUGACUCGCCUUAGUUGAGGUAACUGCUUGAUAGAGCUGAGAGAUGGUGUGUCAUAUGCAACAGAAUCUUGAGAAAAAUGAAAUUCUCCUGUUUCUCUUGCUUCAAUCAUGACUUUUUUUGGCUUAGUUUACGGCCAGCGAUUCUUUUUCAAGUAUUAAGACGACAGAUCUGUCCUUAACAGAGAUGUAUGUGAUGUUAAGGCAACUGUAAGAAAAAAGGAGUAAAUUGUAGAAUUGCAUUGCAUUAUGGAAAAGGUUAUCACACAGCAUGUAUGAGAUUUUAAAGAUGGGGAUUGUUCCUUGUUCCUCCACUCAAUAUAAGUGCAUAUGUUGCUGGAUCCCAUUUUGAUCUGAAGGUAGCAAUUCUGUUGUUACCAUUCAACAAGCACUUAUUGGACAUUGAUAGAAAAAACAUCAUUUGAAAUGUUUGUACUUUCUGUGAAAGUUCAGAUAUUUUCAAAGAGUGACUUUUUUAAGCUUUUCUUUUCUAUUAUAGCAAUGCUGUAUGUGCUACCUGUGUAACAUGAACUUCGUUUUUGUAAGUCAGAAAUUGCCUAGUAGACGUUCACUUAAUGUAACACUCUCAUUCUGAGUCAGAAUCAAAGCACAGUGUAGCACAGAAAGCAAAAGCUUAUAAUUACAGUUCUAACUGGCCUAGAAAAAUUUGGUUUCUUGAACAGUUAUGCAAGCACUUUAUUAGACCAUCAAUAUCUUGGAGUUUUAAUUUGCAGCUACACAUUUGGUUAAAAUAGACACAAGCUUAAAUGGUAUGUAUCUUUUUGCAUUCAGUUUUUAUGUCAUCUGAAGGAAUUUUCUUGUUCCAAGGCGUAUUAAAGUAAGUCUUAAUUAUAAUGCCAGUAAAUCACUCCUGAAUCAAACUUGUAAUAUGGCAUGGAAAAGGUAGCAGAAUUUUCAAAUGUAUUUGAUUUACUACUUUGAAGUUACUGUAAUUUAUACAAUUGUUAAAGUGAACGUGUUUCAAAGAAUGCUGUUGCCUAUUUCUUAAGUAUUUCUUAAACAUAACUGGAAUAAAGAAGAAUGAACAAGUAUA
Messenger RNA from Pristis pectinata (smalltooth sawfish), 5919 nucleotides. Its product is annotated as phosphatidate phosphatase LPIN2-like. Gene Ontology annotation, molecular function: transcription coactivator activity; phosphatidate phosphatase activity. Lineage: Eukaryota; Metazoa; Chordata; Chondrichthyes; Rhinopristiformes; Pristidae. Gene Ontology annotation, cellular component: nucleus. Bases 210 to 3029 code for a protein of 939 amino acids. The record is from RefSeq and is a predicted model, not a curated record. The transcript is spliced from 20 exons. Gene Ontology annotation, biological process: positive regulation of transcription by RNA polymerase II; triglyceride biosynthetic process; fatty acid catabolic process.